Messenger RNA from Thlaspi arvense, 782 nucleotides. The record is from the annotation of a GenBank genome assembly. Lineage: Eukaryota; Viridiplantae; Streptophyta; Magnoliopsida; Brassicales; Brassicaceae.
GAGCUCGUAAAAAAACGUGAAUCUUAUUUUAUAAAACCUCCCUCUCCAUUGGUCUUUCACAUCAAAACUCUUGUGAACAAAUCCGCCAUUAUCCGUGGAAACAUGGUGGUUGUGAGAGAGAGAGACCAAGACAUGCCGUCUUUACACAUACCCGUGGUUGACCUAAGCGACCCCGAUCAGGAGCUAGCGGCGCGUGCGGUGGUGAAGGCGAGCCAAGAGUGGGGGGUCUUCCAGGUGGUCAACCACGGGAUCCCCACGGAGCUGAUACAGCGUUUUAAGGAUGUCGGGAGGCAAUUCUUCGAGCUCCCUGAAUCCGACAAGGAAGCCGUGGCGAAACCAGCUGACUCCAUUUACGGAUACUCAAGGAGGCGCGAGAUGAGAAACGGAAGGUACAAGAAUGUGUUGCAUAAAACGAUACUGGAUAAGGAGAAAACAAGAAUGUCUUGGCCGGUUCAGGUGAACCCUGCCUACGAUAUGGUCGUCGGACCUUUUCCGGAGCUUACCGGCGACGACCAUCCUCCCAAGUUUAGGCCCAUCGUCGACAAUGACUACGUGUACCGCAAGCUCCGCAAACUAUACUUCUCCGAUCACGACACACAUAACUAACGUCAAAAUCCACAUAUAUGAUCCAAUAUGGCAAAACAGACAUGGAAAAUAAUGUUGCAAGCAAAACAGACACCGAUACUAAUAGGCACCAUAACAGAAAUAAUCUACGUACAGUAAUUAAUGUUUUUAUAUCAGAUUUUGUGUUUGUUUGAAACAUGAACUAAUUAAUUUUCAAC